Messenger RNA from Leptopilina boulardi, 2805 nucleotides. RefSeq lists its product as uncharacterized. The record is from RefSeq and is a predicted model, not a curated record. Gene Ontology annotation, molecular function: tubulin binding. Gene Ontology annotation, cellular component: neuron projection; cytoplasm. Lineage: Eukaryota; Metazoa; Arthropoda; Insecta; Hymenoptera; Figitidae. Gene Ontology annotation, biological process: regulation of microtubule polymerization or depolymerization; neuron projection development; microtubule depolymerization. The coding region runs from base 189 to 1094 and encodes 301 amino acids. The transcript has 6 exons.
ACGGUCUUUAGUCGCCUUCCAGCCACCGCCCCAGGUAAACCAUAUCUAAACUCCAUUUCCUCAUCUCGUUUUCUGAUUCUCAUCAGCGACUUAUCUCGUCAACAACUUCCAAAAGUCUCGAAAUAAUAAAAUCAUUUUAACUCUUUGCUCCUUUUUAUUUUAAAAAAAAACAAAAAAAAAAAAUCAAGAUGUUGAUUGGUCUCGUACGUGACUCCGUUUUGCAAUGCUUUUGUCAUGGUUGCAAAGCACCAAUGGGUCUCGUAGCGGGACAAAGAAGGGGUUCGGCACCAAUGAAGAAAACGAACGGAAAGGGAAAGCCCCGAACUAAACAACCAAAAAAAGUCAAAUUUAUCACUACUGAAAUUCGAUGCCAAGAGAAGUCAAAGGGUGGAUUGAGAUACGAGGUGAUCCUGGCUGAACCAACGGUUGCCAAGAGAGCGCCAUCACCACCUCAAGCAUCACCAACUCAGGAGAUAAAUAUCCAGGAAAAAUUAAAGGCUGCUGAAGAGAGACGACUCUCCUUAGAGGCUAAUAAACUUGCAGUUUUGGCAUCUCGCCUCAGCAAGAUCGAAGAGGCUGCUCGUAAAAAGGAUGAGUUGAGUGCCGCUUUCAUAGCGGCGACCCGCGAAUCACUAGAUGCCAAGAUGAAUCACACUGUUGAAAAUCGAGAAACUCACAUCACUGAGUUAAAGAGCAAAUUGAAGGAUCAUUUGGAAAGCGUUGAAAAGACUCGAUUGACUUUGGAUCAACAAACUGAAGAAGUUCGUAGUGCGCUUGAGGACAAAUUAAAGUCUGCUACAGCUCAACGAGAUGAAAAUCUGAAGAAAAUGGUGGACCGUUUAAAAGAUCAUGAAGAACAAGUGGCUCGCGUGCGCAAAAGUAUGAACGAAAAAGUUUUGCAAUUGGAUAGUCAAAUUCAGGGAAAAUUGGACCAAGCUCGUGAACGACGUGAAAAUCGUGAACGCGAAACGAAAGAGAGACUUCGUAAUCAUGAGGAACGCGCCAAGAUAGUGAGACAAAAUAAAGCAGCCAGGGAGGAGAAUAAGAAGGCGGACAAUGAAAUUGUAAAGAACGAGAUUGCUAGCUCUGGUUAAAAACUUAUCUAGUGGUCCGGCACAUAAUAUUAAGUUAUCAUUCCAAGAAAAUUGCAGAUAAUGAUACUGCCUCCUUUUUGUUUUUCUUCACCGCCUUAGCGUUUUCAAACCAAAAAAAAAGAAGAAAAAAAAACUAAUUUAGCCGAACCCUGUCAACACAAUGUUCUAAAAAAAUUAAUAAAGUUCAUUUAUAAAUUACACGAAAAGAUGUUUAAAUAGCAUAUUAAAAAAAAAAAUGAUGCCCGAUAAUCGGGUAAAGCACUUUUCGCAAAAGUUGCCUUAAAAUUAUUUUAUAGUAUGACACAAGUAGCAAAAGAGUUUAACUUCUAUUUUUACAAUUACUAUUAUAAAAAUGCUAAAUUCCUUACAUUUUGUUUUUACAAAUAAAUGCGAUGGCAGCACAAAUAUUAAUAAAAUUUCGCUUUGAAAGCAAAAUUUGAUUGGUGUGUAUCAGGAAGAAGUGAAAAAUAGAACAAGGAAAAGAGAAAAAAAAUCUUUUAAAAACGAAAACCCCCCUGAGAAACUCAAUUAGAAAACAUUAAGAAUUAAUAAUAGAUUAUCAUCGCUACAUUUAUACAAUAUAUCAUAUAAGAUUUAUUAACGCAGUUAUAUGAAUAUAUUUCAUCGAUUUGCACGCGCGAAAUGUGCAUUCGCAGUAAUUAUUAUUAAAUACUUCAUAGAGCUUCAUCUUAGGCUUUCGAAUCAUUUUGUACUUGAUCAUUGUAAUUGUACUGCGCUAAUAAGAAAAAAAAAAACUUUAUUAAACUGAUGAUAUGCAGUCUAACUAACAAUUAAACUAAUAUUAUAAUGCUUCUGUGAUGACUUUACUAAUUGUCAAAUUGUCUAUUAUUGGAAUGAAUUGUUUCUUAAACAAGGAAUAUAUCGUGGUUAGAAUAUUAAAGGACCACUUUCCAAGAAAUAACGUGUAAGUGAUAAAAGAAGUGUGUUAGAAUAUAAUUUAAACGCGCUCAGGUAUCACAUUUUUUCAAGAGUUUUAUAAAGACCAAAAGAAAAGAAAAAAUUCCUCAAUCUCUAAUCACGAUAAUAACGUUUAAAAGUUACUUCAUGAUGAAGAUAUAUCAUAACAUAUAAGAAGAAAAAUAUAUCUCCAGUUUCAUAUACAUAUAUAUAUAACAAAACAACGCCUACGAGAAACUCCCCAGAGGAUUUUCAAAAAUAAAAAUUAUUAUUUGGCUAUAUAUUAAUAACAUAUGGUAAAGAUUCAAGACAGCAUAUACACAAGUAUUGCACAUUAGAUUAUUUUUUAUAUCAAAUUUUGAAAAAAAACCAAAGUAUUAUUAGUCUUCAAAUUUUUGUUCUUAAUGUGUGUCAAAUUAUUCACAUUCUUCCAUGCUACUUUUGAAUAUAUUGUUUAAGCUGGAUAUUUAAAGAUGAAAAAAAGGCACUUGUGUAAAAUUAUCUUUGAAUUUGUAACGUUGCAUAGUUGUUGUGAUCAUUUACAAAGCCUAAAUUACAAUUAUAAGUAUUAAUAAUGACCCGGCAUACAAGUAUGUUAUGAUUGUCUUUGACUUGCAAUGCCCAUAUAAGUCUAUAAUAUACAUAUAUUUAUAUGUGAUGAUUUAUAAUAAUGGUUAAACGUUGUUCGUAUGGUUUUUAAUGAGCUUCAGUAUCGUACUAAGUGGAAAAAGGUUGAUAUGAAAAGUUUAAUGCGAGAGUCCAAAACUUAAUAAAAUACACGUUCAUAAAAAUA